ACCAAACAGCCUCCAUCCUUUCCGUCCCAAUGAGUGGCAGAUCUGCGAGGAACCCCACCACAAUCGGGAUGCGGGCGCCGUCUGUCGCCUCUCACUACGGAGGGGGGUCGCAGACAACGACGCGGAGGGUCUUGCAUGAGGUGCCUGGGAGCGACAUCGAUGCCGAGAGUGCUGCUCCCUGGUCUCCAUGUGGGAGACGGGCGACGACCGAGGACGAACCGCUGCCAGAGGACCACACAGACCCACUUCGCUCGGUGAGGAAGCAGCAUGGGGAGACAGACGGCGCAUAUGGAACACACGUGAUGCUGUGAUGUAUGGGUGCAGAUUGCCCUGGACGUGGAGCAUUGGGAGAUGGCCGCCACGCCGCGAGGAAGGAACGCACACAGGCUCUUUCAGGACGUAGGUGCAUACGGAGCGGAUGGAUGGAUAAGUGAAGGCAUGCAUGGUCGGUUACUUACAGGGUUGCAAGGCCAAGGUGCUGGACCAAUUCACGAGUGCCAUCAAGAUCUACAAGUAAGUACGUAUCCGCCUUGCAACGCCUGAUUGCGCACACGAACGUCGGCCUGAUUGCCUGCCUGGCUGAACACAGGAAGUGUCUCGAGGAGGACCCGCGUCACUUUGGCGCGCUGAUCAAUCUGGCCACGUCCUACAUGCGGCUGCUCAAGUUCGACAAGGCCCUCGCCCUCUUCGACACCGCCAGACAUAUACACCCUAGACGACUCAAGGUGCACAAGGAGGAUCGAUCUCUCCCUCUCUGUCUGUCUGUUGCAGCAAUCAAUCCAUCUCUUCUUGCUUUGUUACAGGUGCAUUUGAACCAGAUGGUGUGUCUCUUCCAGCUGGGCAGAUAUGAGGACGUCUUGUCGGUAGCAGAUCGUGCUGUCGGGCUCAGCAAGGAGAUGACCGCCAGCAGGGGCAAGAGGAAAGCGUAUGUCGUGGCGGGGGAGGACCCAUCGGGUGCUGGAGGCCCUGAGUACGGCAACCUCCACUACUGGGGGGCUGAGACGACAGGCCAGCGGGCCGAGACACAGGAGGAGAUGGCUGUGCUCUUCAGAUACAGAGGGCUCGCCAACUUCAGACUCCAGGUUCCAGACACGCACUCGAUCCCACUUAGACCUUCCAUUGAUGUGUGGUGCAGAAUUUUGAGGCUGCAAGUGAGGAUUUCAUUGAGGCCAAGAGGCUGUCGUCGACAGCCAGGAGAGAAAAGGACAAGACACCAGCAGAGGAGCAGAGGGAGGCGGUGCGGCGUCUCGAUGCUCUCGCUGCAGCCAAUUUCCUCAGCGCAUCGGCACCGGCUGCUGCAGCAACUGGCGGUGCCAAGACAGAGAGGGGAGACACCCAACAGCAGCAGGUGGACAGCCAGUCGCCCACAUCAUUUCGCCAGGCCGAUCGGAAACACGUGACCACCAAACACAGCGUCGGACAGCCACAAGUCACCGCCAGGCACGCAGACAUACAUACGACACAUCUCACUUGCUGGAUUCACUCUCUUUAUGUGUGGGUGUGUGUCGCCAUCGGUAAGGUCAGAGGACAGCCGGCGUGCCAGCGAUGAGGACACACGGACGGAGAGCAGCAAGAGCAGUUCGGCAGAGGGAGAGAUGGGGGAGGGGUCCAGGGGUGCGGGUAGGGCGCAGGUCGACGAGAUGAAAUGGACCCAGCUGACCCGAACCAACCUCAGGAGGCUCGUCCAGGAGAUGGCCAGAGACACCUCGGAGCGGAACCUCAGUGUUGUCGCCACACUCGUAAAGGUGAGACAUGCACCCGCACUCACACCCAUCCCCCCUCUCAGAGCAAUGAUGUCCCCAUCAAUGCCUGGUUACAGCCUCUCCGCUUCUUUCGAAAGCUGAGAUCUCGAUCGCAGCGAGAAGACCUGCUGGCGGAGGGUAGCGUGACGCACCAUCCCGCCAACAGCGUUGUUUUUCGGCAGGGUGAUCUAGCCGAGUUUAUGUACGUCAUUUUAAGCGGCAUAUGCACGGUGUCUGUCAAGACCCCCGGGCGGCCCACAGCGAUCGUGGUCAACACCAUGUACGAUGGUCAGGCCUUCGGCGAGACAUCUAUAACUGGCGGCCAUGAAGCGGAGAGGGGCACACGGGGAGCCACUGUCACAACUGCUGAAGACACCUAUCUGCUGCAGUUGGACCCACACAGAUACUUGGAGAUCAUUGCGCGAGGGACGAGCGGCGAGAAGGACCUUUCCUCGUUCGUGUCGCAGCUUAAGAGGACGCCAUUCUUUGCUGGAUGUGCCAGCCAUCACCUCUCGCAGCUGCCGAUCCACGUCAGAAUAAAGGUGAGACCAAAAUGUCGCUCUCACCUGUGUGUUGAACGUGUGUUCCUCUCUCUCUCUUUUUCUCUCCAGAGGUUUUCUUACGGCGGGGAGGUGCUGCGACGCGGCAGGAAGCCGGACGGCCUCUACAUUCUUACACAAGGGCUCUGUCGACUGGUCAUUCCCCCUUCUGUCGUCAACGAAUUCAAACGACAAAGGGCCGAGGAACGAGCCAACAUACAGGUGCGGCCGCCAUCCGCCGCCACACGCAUCCGGGAGGAGCCUCCAAAGAAGCCUCAAUUGAUCGUGGAGACGUCCUUCGACGAGCUGCCAUCUAUGCCGUCUCCCCACGCGUCCCCUCUGCCCCUAUCACCGGCUGUCAGGCAGCAGGGGCAAAAUAACUCGAGACAUGGAGGCCUGCUGGGGUGGGCGAAAUCCUCGCUUUUGAGCCGGUCGAGUGUUGCUGCCACUGCCCCCAGUGCGAACGGCUCCAUGACGGCGAGACCCUCUGUCGCCGUGUCAAUGACGAACGUGGGUGAGAGGCGGGCGACGGACGCCGGCACAGACAGGCGGCCGUCCACUGCGAGAAGCGUUGGCCAAGAGACACCGCAAUUCGUGCGGUCUGAGCUACUGGACGAGAAGCUCAUCGACGAGGGAAUCACCUAUAGUCAUAUCCGUCCUGGCGGCUUCUUCGGUGUGCGCGCGGUGGAGGACCAGAGGAUUGCCGACACCGCACAGUUCAGCGUGGUCGUGGCCUCUGCCUCUGCAGUGUUCUACGUCGUCACUCAGAAGGCACUCGACUACCUGCCAGGGCAGGUCGGCCAAACAAGCCCGCACCGAGACACAUACAUAGAUGUCUAUGCUGGCUGAUUGAGUGGUGAUGUCUUUGGGCUUUCUGCAGGUGAAGACAGAGGUGAUGCGGGGCAUCAAAGCGUCGAGCGAUCCGGCCCUCCCAAAGGGCGACGAGAUCAUCGAGGAAUUCCUUGCUCAAGAAGAAAAGUACUGCACAGUGCACACAGAUGGGAAUACCACAGACAGGUCGCAUGGCCCUUCUUGCCUACAGAUGGCAGCGUUACAAGAUGUCUGUAGCCCGCUCCGAGCCUUCCAAGAGACGGCACGCCAUUCCACCCACAGACCCACGCCGCCUCUUUAUCGACACAAAGAGGGCUGAAACAAAGACCGCUUCCCUGCCCAAGAAGCCGUCCUUCACCAAAGCACUCCACAGAGCCCUCCUGCUGCCAUCUGCAGAAUCUGAUGCUGCCAGCGACCUGAGGAUGACCAAGACGACUCCAUACGUGCCAUCGACAGUGCGGACAGCCCGACCUGCUGCGAGUGUGGCGUCGUCGCGGCCAAUCACGCCGGUGCCGAUUGUUGAGGCGGCAAGGGGGUAUGAUGGUGGUGUCACUGUGGAGGAGAGGGGCCAGGCCAAGAGAGAUCGGCCGAUGAGUGCGCCGCUGGGGCGGCAGUUCGAGAGAGCGGAGAGGCGAGUGAUUCGUGUGAGGCCCCACUGGUAGAGACACCAAGUGAGUGUGUGUUCACUUUUAUCAUGGACGGACCGCAUUGAUUCACGCAUUCGAUUGUUCAUAUGACGCGUGUCUGCACGGAAUCGAGUU
This is a messenger RNA of Vitrella brassicaformis, 3873 nucleotides long. The record is from the annotation of a GenBank genome assembly. NCBI's taxonomy places the organism in Eukaryota, Vitrellaceae.